Molecule: messenger RNA, 1973 nt
Organism: Portunus trituberculatus (swimming crab)
Lineage: Eukaryota; Metazoa; Arthropoda; Malacostraca; Decapoda; Portunidae
Product: putative nuclease HARBI1
Exons: 6
Coding region: 598-1560 (320 amino acids)
Source: RefSeq, a predicted model, not a curated record
CAGGAGUUCUUUGAUGCACCAAUUAUACAAUUUACUCGCAGGCUUGAUGUCUGCUCCCACCCAAGAUUCACACCCAUACAAUAAUGUUGACGUAAGUGCUGCAUCAAAGACACGCCUUUUUACAAUGAAUGGUACAUCAUUAUUUUUUCUUAGAAAGGAAACAAAUUUCAGUACACAAUCACAGUUGUUUCAUUCCACCAGAUUCCGAACCACUUCAUUGCCGUACCUCCACAAGAUUCAAACACCUCUAGUUGACGUAACAAGGGUUUUCAAAGAUAUUCCUAUAGUUUUAGUAACUCAUCAGCAAGAUUUCUACAUUACUAACAGGAGAAACGGUCUUCAACACUAGGCUAUCAUCUCUGUGGCCUUGGAAAGCAGUGGUGUCUGAGAGAGCGAAGUGUUUCAUACAUUGAUUCUAUAAUAGUCUCGUAUCUUCUUCCUGUCUUGUUCAGCUUGCGCGACCCUUUACCAGUCCGGUAGCGAGUGGGAGAGAUAGAGGUGGCGGCCUUGUGGCUCGGCGGUGAAGGAGACGCUGAAGGAGUGAAGGAAAGAGCUGGCAGGCCAAGGCAAUACAGGGUCAGAAAAGAUGUGCUGAAUAUGUACGACGAUGCAGAACUGAUAAAGAGGUAUCGACUGGAUCGUGAGGGGAUUCUGCUAGUGACAGGUAUGGUGAGGGACAAAAUACCACCUGCUACAAACAGGAGCAACAGUGUUAGCGCAGAAAUGAAAGUGCUCACGACACUGCGAUACUUGGCUACGGGGAAAAUGCAACUAUGUAAUGGUGAUGACUUGGGUUUAUCGCAGCAAACCAUCAGUGAAGUGAUUGGUGAGACGCUGGACGCCCUUGUGACCGACACUUUCAUCAGCCGUUUUGUAAAAUUCCCAACCCGGCAAGCAGAAAUACAAGAAAAACAGGCUGAAUUCAUGGCCAUUAGUGGCUUUCCAGGAGUAGUGGGAGUAAUUGAAGGGCCUCACGUGAGGCUAAUAUCUCCUAAGGAAUAUGAGGCCGAGUACGUGAAUCGGAAAAACUAUCACAGCAUCAACAUCCAAAUUGUGUUUGAUGCUAAGUACAUGAUCCUGGAUGUGGUAGCAAAGUGGCCCGGAGCUACUCAUGAUGCCAGGAUAUUUAGUGAAAGCGGCCUUAAAAUCAGGUUUGAGAGAGGAAUUGUACCUGCUGGCUGUUACCUUCUUGGAGACAGUGGGUAUCUGUGCCAACGCUUUCUACUGACUCCUUACCUCCAGCCACAAACUGCUGCACAGGAAGCAUAUAACAGGGCACACAAGCAGACCAGGUGUGUUGUGGAACGUGGCAUUAAUGUUCUACACCAAGAGAUUAGAGUCAAUCCUAAGAAAACUUGCAAGAUCAUCAUGGCCUGUGCUGCACUGCAUAACUUGUGCAAGGAAAGAAAUUUGGAUAUACCUGUGCAAGAUGGACCAGUGGUGGAGGAAGAAAUACAACAUGCCAUUGGUCAUGAUGAGCCAAUGCAGCCUGGACGAGCCAGAGACGGUCUCAGAUUCAGGGAUUACAUUGUGAACAUUCACUUUAACCAAGAAGAUUGAUGCAUGCAGUUUGGAGCACACAUUCACCAGCUGUUUCACAUGCAUGGGUGAGGCAUUUCAUCACAACUUCCCUAGAUGACUCCCACCAACAUGCCAAGAAUCUCUACUGCAAUUCCCAAAAGCUGCUAUUCCCUUGGGCCUGACAAGAGUUACCCUUUACAGUGAGGGAGUGCAGGAGUAGCAGAAGGAAGGAGGGUUGUGGUAAGACUGACAGACAGCAAGCAAACUACAGGACUUUUACUAGAAAAAGUUUUCUCCAUUCUUCUAGGGGUGUAAGUGAAAGAUGCUCCUUCCUCACUAAAGUUUGUGAAGAUCAGCAAGUCUUUCUCUCUCUCUCUCUGUCCCUUCUGGGGUGGCUCAACUCCUUCACUGCAGUCAGUGAUGGAAGAUUCCUUCCUCACUCAGAUAAAACA